This is a messenger RNA of Schistosoma spindalis, 1620 nucleotides long. The record is from the annotation of a GenBank genome assembly. NCBI's taxonomy places the organism in Eukaryota, Metazoa, Platyhelminthes, Trematoda, Strigeidida, Schistosomatidae.
GUGCUCUGCUGUCUAAAUUAUGGAAAGUGUAUCGAAGCGGAAUAAUUUAGAGGAUGAUCUAAAGAAUGUGGAGUUUGAGACAUCUGAAAAUAUCGAAGUAAUCCCAUCUUUCGAUUCAAUGUGUCUGCGAGACGAUCUACUACGGGGGAUCUACGCUUAUGGAUUUGAGCGGCCUUCAGCUAUCCAGCAAAGAGCUAUCAAACAAAUAGUGAAGGGUCGAGAUGUUAUAGCACAAGCUCAGUCUGGUACUGGCAAAACCGCAACAUUAGGUAUAUCUAUUCUACAAAUGUUGGAUACUCAGCUAAGAGAAACUCAAGCUUUGGUUUUGUCUCCAACCCGUGAACUAGCUUCGCAAAUACAGAAAGUCAUCCUCGCCCUAGGUGACUAUAUGAAUGUUCAAUGUCACGCUUGUUAUGGUGGAACAAACAUUGGAGAAGAUAUUAGGAAACUAGACUACGGACAACAUGUCAUAUCUGGAACUCCUGGUCGUGUGUUCGAUAUGAUACGCCGUCGCAGUUUACGAACAAGAGCUGUUAAGUUGUUUGUUCUGGAUGAAGCCGAUGAGAUGUUGGAUAAAGGGUUUAAAGAGCAAAUUUAUGAUGUUUAUCGGUACUUGCCUCCUGGUACACAAGUAGUUCUUCUAUCUGCCACAAUGCCUCAUGAGAUCCUCGAAAUGACGUCAAAGUUCAUGACCAAUCCUGUUCGGAUUCUGGUAAAACGCGAUGAAUUAACUUUGGAAGGCAUAAAGCAAUUCUUUGUGGCAGUAGAACGAGAAGAAUGGAAAUUUGACACUCUUUGUGAUUUAUACGAUACACUCACUGUCACUCAGUCUGUUAUUUUCUGCAAUACUAAACGUAAAGUUGCAUGGUUGACGGAGAAAAUGCUCAAAAAUAACUUCACUGUGGCUUCUAUGCAUGGUGAUAUGGUCCAGAAAGAGCGAGAAGAAAUUAUGAAAGAUUUCCGAGCUGGGGAUAGUGAGACGAAGUUGAUCAGAACUAUUAAAUAUGUUAAUCCAAUACAUUUCGAACAUAGCUUAAUGCUAUUGAUUCAUUAUCCAAUAUAAUGUCAUUUGCAUCGUUUUUUCUUCCAAUUUCAUUUUCCAUAUAUAAAUAUCUUGACAAGUAUAUGUAUGAUCAUUUUGUUCGAAAUGUAUUGCGCUAAUAUAUCAUAUAGUUAUGAUAAGCUUCGUCUUUUCAUUUGCAUUAUCCUAAAUUAUGAAAGACACCAACUAUUUUAAAUACGUGUUUUAUUGAAAAGUAUAAGAAUACAAGUCAGUAAAAUUGACUUUAAGUAAUUCAUUUGUUGAUUAUGUUUGCAUUUCAGCCGCGUCCUUAUAACAACAGACUUGUGGGCACGAGGUAUUGAUGUCCAACAAGUAUCUCUCGUCAUAAACUACGAUUUACCGAACAAUCGUGAACUUUACAUCCAUCGUAUAGGUCGAUCGGGCCGUUUCGGACGUAAAGGUGUAGCGAUUAACUUUGUAAAAACGGAUGAUAUAAAAAUCCUACGGGAUAUUGAACAGUACUACUCUACACAAAUUGAUGAAAUGCCAAUGAAUGUUUCAGACCUUGUAUAAUUUCUGGCAUUCUUUCCGUACUUUAAUAAAUACUUCUAUUUUGU